CCCUCAGGGGCCCCGCCCCCUCCGCCGGCCCCGCCUUCUCCGGGAGCCUCUCCACGGGCCCUGCCCUAGCCGCGUCCUCUUCAAAGGCCCCGCCCUCACCGAGCGCACCCCUGGCGCGUCUCUCCGCCCAUCCUGUCCCGACCGCUCCUCGUCACUUUAAAUUUGGUUCUGGGCCCCCGCGGCUCCUCUUCACCCCCAGACCCCCGUAUAUGCACGUUUCUUUCCAUCAGCCCUGCCUUCUGUGCACAUUCCCUGACUACUGGGGUCUCUCGUUCCCGCGCCGACCCGGACUGCGUCCGUCUGUGCUUAGUGAAUGGUGCGGAGACCUUGCGCUGGACUUUGGACAUCCUUGCUUUCAGGAACCCCUGGGAGAGCCACACUGCAACGGAGUUUGACAGGCCCUUCCUUCCUUUAAUGAAGGAAGCAUGUUUGCGAUGCUUAGAGGAGGGACUCAAGUUGUCACCGUUACUUCUGGAAGGGCAAGCUGGCCUCUGAGGAGCUAAGCAGUACCUUUCUCCCCAGGUGCCCUUGGCAUCUUCUGAUGCAGAGUCUUGGCUCCAGCCAUUGCCUUUUGAACUCCUGGGAAUUAGUAGGAUCUUGUCAGGGCCCUUCUUUUAACCAAAGUUGGUAGGGCUUUCAGAGCCCAUCCAUCCACAUGGUCACUGAGCUCUUCAAGGAAGUUGAAGGCAAGGGACAGAUGAGUGAUUGACCUAGACCAACAGUGACUCAGCGUCAUACUCUUGAUGCUGCUCUUUGGAAUUUUUCCUGAGGAUUCUGACCCAGUUUACAAUUACCCAGCAGUCGUAGUCGAUUAGGAAAUCCUAAAAGUAUGUGUAGGUGAAACCUCUAGUCGGCACCAUGACGACCCUGGACGAUAAGUUGCUGGGGGAGAAGCUGCAGUACUAUUACAGCAGCAGUGAUGAUGAGGACAGCGACCGCGAGGACAAGGAUGGAGGCAGGGGUGCGCUGGCCGGCACAUCGAUGCCUGCAGAUGCUGAGUUGGCAGGCGAAGGCAUCUCCGUUAACACAGGUCCAAAAGGGGUGAUAAAUGACUGGCGCCGCUUCAAACAGUUGGAGACAGAGCAGAGGGAGGAGCAGUGCCGGGAGAUGGAAAGGCUGGUCAAGAAGCUGUCGAUGACCUGCAGGUCCCAUCUGGAUGAAGAGGAGGAGCGGCACAAGCAGGAGGCACUGCAGGAGAAGCUCGGUGCGAAGAUGACUCUGAAGGAGUUCGCCAUGAUGAACGAGGACCAAGACGAUGAAGAGUUUCUCCAGCAGUACCGGAAGCAGAGGAUGGAGGAGAUGCGGCAGCAGCUUCACAGAGGGCCCCAGUUCAAGCAGGUUUUUGAGAUCCCCAGCGGAGAAGGGUUUUUAGACAUGAUUGAUAAAGAACAGAAAAGCACCCUCAUCAUGGUCCAUAUUUAUGAGGACGGCAUUCCUGGGACCGAAGCCAUGAACGGCUGCAUGAUUUGCCUUGCUGCUGAGUACCCAGCUGUCAAAUUCUGCCGGGUGAAGAGCUCGGUGAUUGGGGCCAGCAGUCGCUUCACCAGGAACGCCCUUCCUGCCCUGCUGAUCUACAAGGGAGGUGAAUUGAUCGGCAAUUUUGUUCGUGUCACUGACCAGCUGGGGGAAGAUUUCUUUGCUGUGGACCUUGAAGCUUUUCUACAGGAAUUUGGAUUGCUCCCCGAAAAGGAAGUCUUGGUGCUGACGUCUGUGCGUAACUCUGCCACCUGUCACAGUGAGGAUAGCGAUUUGGAAAUAGAUUGAACUGCUAGUCUAAUUGCAUAGAUUUCUCAUUGUUUUGGCUGGAAGACACAUGGCUGUGUGUUUAUUUUUGUUCCUUCCUGUGUUGUGUGGCAUCUCAGCUGUUCUUUGUAGUCCCUUUUAUUAUACGUAAAGUCAAGAAAUUCUUAGAUUAAAUUGGAAUGCUGAAUCACCUUGUGGCUAGCAGCAGUGACUUAAAAUUGUGUAAACAGGAAGCCAGGCUUUUCAACUGUUUACCUAAGAUUCUUCAGCAUGACAUCUCUGUUACUGUUUCUAGUCAAUAUUUACAUAACGUCCUAAAGACAGUGUCCUAGAAAUUGUCUUCAGAUGGUCUCAGAGGUCUCUGCCAGGCCUGGGAAUAUAAUUCUAUAGUUAGUGUGUUCUUUGCAACAUAAACAGUGUGUCUCUUUCAUCAAUGAUCAUAAAUUAUAUUUACUUGUAAUCAGAUCCAUAGUCCUGGAAGGCAGUUACAUUUUUACCCUAGACCCUCUUCUCUACCAGGGUCUUGUUUAAAGCUUCCCGACAAUGGUUGUUGGCCCCAUCAAGAGGGGUGACCUCUGCUGUUGGAGCCAGUGUCCCGCUCAAGCAUUAUUAAGUCUUGAAUAGGAGGAAAGAUUGAUGCUGACUGCCCUCUUGAUGCUGAAGGCCAGCUUAAUUUAGAAAUCAGAGCUGGUUUGGAGCUGGGAAGCCUUUUGAAAGGAGGAUCUCUUAAGAUAACUCCUGGUCAUUUCUUUGUCUUUCUCUUACUUAACAAUGUAAGUUUUUGUUUUAAUGUA
Enhydra lutris kenyoni (northern sea otter) is the source of this 2537-nucleotide messenger RNA. Its product is annotated as phosducin like. Gene Ontology annotation, biological process: regulation of G protein-coupled receptor signaling pathway. The record is from RefSeq and is a predicted model, not a curated record. NCBI's taxonomy places the organism in Eukaryota, Metazoa, Chordata, Mammalia, Carnivora, Mustelidae. The transcript has 4 exons. The coding region runs from base 859 to 1764 and encodes 301 amino acids.